AGAGGGUGGGUAAGAACGUUGUGCGUUCUCGCGCAGUUUGCCGUCGCUGGUCGACGACGUUCGCGCGCCCUUUCGGAUUUGUGUCUCUUCCCCUUAGUGGAUUUUUGUUGAAAGAAAUUAAUUACACAGAAAAAAUAAUUAAUAUACGAUUAUAUAUUAGAAGAAAUAAUAAAUAAUAAAAAAAAAGAAAAGAGGAAGAUCGCGUUAUUGACGAGGAAUCUAUUUAUUUGAAUAAAAAGGUUCUUCCGUUAAUUCGUUUUUAAUAUAAGAGUGAUUUAAUAUUUCUCUUAUUUCUAUUUUAUUUUGAAUGAAAUUAAUGGGGUAAUUAUUGGCCGAACGUUUUUGACAUAACGGCGGGUGCUGCGGCGUUUUAAAGAUGGCGCCGAGGAAGGACGAUUUCCGCGUGUUGAGGAAGGAUCGUUCGUGAACGGUGAGUGGUUGUGUGGUAUGGAAGAGAAAUACGAGGUGAUAGAAGAGAGAGAGAGUUGUAUCGUUAAGGGAUCGCGAUUGGUGCUGCUGAAUAGCGCCGGGUACGUUCCUUUGGAGAUUGAGAAUAAGAAGAAGAAGAAGGAGGAGGAAGAUAAGGUGGUAGUGGUGGUGGUGGUUGUGAAAAAAGAGAAGGAGGAGGAGGAGGAGAAGAAGAAAUUAGAAGAAGAAGAAGAAGAAGAGGAAAAGGAAGAAGGACCUAAAAAAGAGGGAGGUUCGUUUGUUCUUCUUUUUCUUCGAAAGAAGAGGAGAAGGAGGAGGAGGACCGGCGUUCGGUGCCGCCUCGGAAUUCUCCAUUCGAAGGAGCAGCUUAACGAUAAGUACCGAAUUAGAGGAGUAGGAGAAGGAAGAGGAGAAGGAAGAGGAGAAGGAAGAGGAGAAGGAAGAGGAAGGCCGGAAGGAGGUGCGUCGGCCUUUCGGAUGUCGGCGUGCUGCUGCUGCCGCGACAUCGACGACGACACCUCGUGUUUCGAGGAUCGUUCGCCGUCGAGUUUCUUUACUGAUAUAAAGAUGAAAAAGGAGACCGAUCGCAUCCCGGUGAACUUCGCGAGGAUCUAGUUCGUGUGAAUGGCACUAAGUCGAGGAAAAAGGACGACGAGACACGACAAACAAUUCUAAAUCCAGCCACGUGAUAUAAUCCUAUCUUCGUCCUUCCUUUUAAUCUUUCACUAUCCUCCCUUUUUCCAUGUCUUUCUCUCCCUUUUAAUAUUUGUUUCUAUCACUCUCACAGUCUUUCCAGUUUCUCCCUUGAACUGUGCUUCACUGAACAUUAGUGAUCAAACAAGAGGAUAGAUAGUAGAUUCUUCGAAAAGAAAUACGAGAAUAGAAUAAAAAUAAAAAGAAAAUUCAAUUGAAAUAAUCAUAGUAUUAAAAUCUUACCGAUAAACGGCAAAAUAAGUGUUAUUAUCAACAUUCGAGAUAGAGAAAGCAAAGGAUGGCGAUAAAGGGUCGCGAAAUUAAAAGAGAGAGACGACGUGGCUUUGAAUUCUUUUACCUUCCUCGUCUCGAUGUUGGCAAUUACGUGCGAAGCAAGACGACAGUAAGAUCUUAUUGCAAGUUUGUCCGAUCGAUCGAGACCGGCACCAACGAAAUCGGCUACAACGGCGGCACCAGAAACGGCGGAAUCAACGAUAGCAACGGCUUCAACUGCGCUUAUACCUCUUCGAUCAGUGGUAUUAUCAAAGACAACAAAAAUAACGAAAACAACAACAGCAACAACAACAACAACAUCAACAUCAACAACUUCUAUUUCUUCUGCGGAAGCGGUUACACCAACUGAGAGAGAUCAACGGACUAGAUUCCUCGUAUGCUCUCUCUUUGCCUCUAUUCCUCGCACGAUUCGUGACAAACAAAUACAGAGGACGAGUUUAUCUCGCAGGAUGGAUUCGUGCGGGAUCUACUUGUCUCAGCUACGAGCAAUGCUCGUGAGAAAUCUUCUGCUGAAGAAACGUGAAAAGCGGAAGACCACCGCGGAGAUCUUCCUGCCUCUUUACACUCUAGGAAUUCUAAUAGUGAUAAAGGUGUUGAUACCUAAUCCAAAUUAUCCUGCAAUGACGACGAGAAGGCAUGAAGAAAAUAUAUUCGAGUUAUUCAAUGGUUAUAAGAACAAUACGAUAGCUGUGGUACCUAAUUCGACAGAAACUAUCGCAUUCUUAAAUUCGAUGAACACGCUAUGGUUGUCUAUGUGGGAUUACCCUGGGAAAUUACCUUUGAAUUUCAUGAUAUUCGAUACGAAAGAUGAUCUACAGGCAGCUUAUUGGAGAGAUCCAUACAGUAUACCUCUGGCUGUGAUCUUCGAGGACUCUCAACCGAUCACUCAACGUCUUCUAUACGAGAUUAGAACAAAUCCUUCGUAUACAUCGCCUCCUUCGCCUACUGAACUCUAUUCCGCUCCGGUUACUUGCCGGAAGGAUACCAGCCAUUGGAUGGGUGACGUUCUGUCGAUAGAAACUGGCGGAUCAUGUCCCGUGAUUAACUACUUGCAUUCUGGCUUCCUAGCUUUACAAAUGCUAAUGGAUAUUACGAAGAUAAGGUUUGACACGCAAAACAUCGACGUAACCAUUCCAAAUAUAACAUUAGAAAUGUUUCCGAAAGAAGCGUUUACCGCUGAUUGGAUGCUAGCUUUUAGAGUGGUUAUUCCUUUGUACAUGGUCUUAGCACUUUCACAGUUCAUUACUUAUCUCUUGAUAUUAAUUGUCGGUGAAAAAGAGAAUAAGAUUAAAGAAGGAAUGAAAAUUAUGGGUCUUAAGGACUCUGUAUUUUGGAUAUCCUGGUUCAUUAUCUACAGCAUCUUCGUAUUGUUACUUUCUGCAGUCGCGGUUAUAUUACUCUUCACUCUACAAAUGUUUCAGCAUACGCACUUUUUACCGAUAUUUCUCCUUGUAGUACUUUAUAGUUUUUCCGUCAUCAUGUUUGCCUUCAUGAUAACACCGUUCUUUGACAAAUCUCGAACUGCCGGUGUUCUUGGAAACUUUGCAGUAACGAUACUAAGUUUGAUGUACUUCAUUCAAGUAUUCGUAGAUGAUUCUAGCUCGAUCUCAUUUUGGUUGGUAUCACUUAUAAGUCCCACGGGUGUUGCAUUGGCCAUGGACAAGGCCUUGGUCCUGGAUUUACUAGGAGAAGGAGUCAAUUUCGAUAAUCUCUGGUCCGGUCCUGGUAUGCCUUUCGGGGGAAGUCUCAUUAUGAUGACUUUAGACAUAUUCUUAUAUGCUUCCAUAGCAUAUUACUUGGACUCGGUUAUUCCAAGCGAAUACGGCACGAAAAGACACCCGUGGUUCUGUUUCACGCCCGGAUUUUGGUGCCAACGUAAAGUUCAAAGGGUACCAUCGUCUAACGGGGAAUCUAAUUCGUUUAUACCCGGGGAAGAAACAAGUCGAGACGUUGAACCGGUUGUUCGUGAGAUGAAAGGAAGGGAAGCGAUUAGAAUCGUAGAUUUAUUUAAAUCUUAUCAGAAAUGUCGUAAGCCUGAAAUUAAAGCAGUCAAUGGUAUCAAUUUAACAAUUUAUGAGGGACAAAUAACAGCAAUACUAGGACACAAUGGUGCCGGUAAAACCACGUUGUUUAAUAUACUCACGGGAUUGACAUCGCCAACAGCCGGUACAGCUUUGAUUUUUGGAUAUGACGUACGAGAUUCGAACGAUAUGCAGGUGAUUAGAAGUAUGACAGGUGUAUGUCCUCAGCAUGACAUUCUGUUUGAUCUUUUAACACCUAGAGAACAUCUCGAAUUUUUUGCUGCUGUACGUUGCAUUCCAAAAUCGAUGAUCGAAUACGAGGUAAAGAAAACGUUAAAAGAUAUCGAUUUGGUUGAAAAAGCAGAUACUUUUGCAAAAUACUUAAGCGGUGGUCAGAAGAGAAAGCUCUCAGUAGGUAUCGCCAUUAUCGGUGACCCUAAGAUCAUUAUCCUUGAUGAGCCCACAGCUGGAGUGGAUCCAUACUCAAGAAGACAAAUGUGGUCUUUCUUGCAAUCCAGAAGGCAUGGUAAAGUCAUUCUUUUAACGACUCAUUUUAUGGAUGAAGCAGACAUAUUAGCUGACAGGAAAGCAGUUAUAAGUAAAGGAAGAUUGAGAUGUUGCGGUAGUUCAUUGUUCUUAAAAAACAAGUUUGGCAUCGGUUAUCAUUUAACUCUUGUACUCGAAGGCAACGCAAGGGAACAUGCGAUAGCGCGAUUAGUAUCGUCUCACGUAACGAAAGCCGAAAAAGCAAGACGUCAUGGUCGUGAAUUGAGCUUCAUCUUGCCUCAUAAUUCAGUGGAAAAUUUCGCCUCACUUUUUUCGGCUAUCGAGCACGAAAUCAAAACGAGAUCGAGUAGGUUGGGUAUCAGUAGUUAUGGAGUAUCUAUGACGACCCUGGAAGAAGUAUUUUUACAUCUGGAAAAAGACGAGGAAACGGAGUGUACCAUGGAUAAUCUGUCUAAGAAAAUGGUUCGUAAUCGUGCACUUAGUAGAUCGUUGUCCUUGCAGUCGAAAAGUACAUCGUACCAGAGUUUACAGAACGAAGGUGUUAUCGUUCAAAAUGAUGGUCAAGCAAAAGGAGCAGGUGAUCUACCAGAUGGAAUUCACAAUGAUAGGAAUCCUCCUGUUCUCGGCCUUGGCUUAGACCCCAUCAAAAUUCGGCCUAACUUCCUUCAAAUUCUUUACGCCAUGCUUCGCCUAAGGAUACUCAGGCUGUUUAGAAACAUUCAACUACUUUACUUCACCAUCAUUGCUCCUCUUGCUCUCAUAAUCCUCGGUCUCUACAUAAACAGUAUUCAAACGGUCGAAAUUAAGAUGCAAUCUCUUGAACUUAAUAGUGAAACCUACGGCAAUAAGACGAAAAUCUUAUAUGUGAAUAAUACCAAAGUUGACAUAACGCCUUUGAUGGAUGGUAUAAAUCAAGAUGUUAAGCACGUCGAUGAAUACGAUGGAAAUUUCGUUAGUUUGUUAAAAAACGCACCACACAUGGCAGCAUUUAAUAUCAAUGAAUACAACUUCCCUAAAAUGAAUUUAACGAUCGUAUAUAACGAUACUAUGCAACAUUCUUUGCCCAUCUUAGUGAAUGUACUGUUAAAUACUUAUUAUAGAUUGGUAGCUGGAAAGGACGAUGUUCCUCCAAUUGAAGUAAAGACUCAUCCGUUUCAACAGACAUCACAGCCACAAGAAUUUAAUGUAGGCAUUGCCAGUUCAGCAUUAUUUAUUGGAAUGGAUUUUGUUUUAUUACCGAUCACGUUAGCAGUUGAUAUGGUUUACGAUCGAGAAAUAAAAGCAAAGAAUCAAUUGCGCGUCAAUGGUCUGUCAUUUCCAAUGUACUUCCUUUCCUAUUUCAUUGUCCUCGUCGGCCUGAUGACAUUUAUUUGUUUAUGCAUCGUCGGCAUUAUAUUUCUUUUCGACGUGCCUUCGCUUCAAGAACCACCAGCACUCAUCACCCUUGGUGCCCUUUUGAUGUUAUACUGCCCUUCGUCCAUUCUUUUCUCGACAUGUUGGAGUUAUAUCUUUGAUAAGAUGGACUCUGCACAAAGUAUUUUACCCAAUAUUGCAACAUUCCUUGGACUUAUACCGUUUCUGCUUGUCGUCAUACUAGACAUGCUAGGCGUCGGUGGUACAGCAGCGUUCGCUUUGCAUGUGGUUUUUUCUCUGUUAAAUACCAUGUACGUGCCCUUCGCAGCGGUGUACUAUGUAGAUCGCGUCCAUUUAAUGUGCUCCAUCAAUGCUGCUUGCCAUCAUUUAACGAUGUCAGACUAUCUUACUACAGAGAUCAUUUUAAUGGCCGUUGGUGUACUCUUACAUUGUCCAUUAUGGUUCUUUGUGUUGCUAUUAUUGGACAUCAAGAAAAGCGGUGGAAACGUUAGCGAUCUCUUCAAACACUUCCUGAGAAAUGGUGGUUCUAUCGGCGAGGAGAUCAUGGAAAAUUCCGAUAUAGGCGAUCACGAAGAUUCUGACGUCAAAAAUGAAAGACAGAGAGUGUUCAAUCUUAUUACGUCACCUUCCGCUCAACAACCACCAGUGGUACUUGUCCAGAAUCUACGAAAAGAAUAUCGCCAACGAGAAGCAGUUUCUUGUAGCUGUUGUACCAAACGGGAGGAAGAAACAACACCGCAAAUGCAACAAAAAGUCGCCGUACGAAAUCUAUCAUUGGCCGUUGAACCGGGCGAAGUAUUCGGACUGUUGGGUCAUAACGGUGCCGGUAAAACUACUACGAUGAAGAUCAUUAUUGCAGAGGAAGCAGCGACACGUGGUAGAGUACAAAUUGGUGGAAGCAAUAUUCACUCUCACAUUGAAGAAGCAUUCAGACAAAUGGGAUAUUGUCCUCAACACGAUGCCCAAUGGAAGAACAUUACGGUACGAGAACAUUUGGAAUGCUACGCAGCCAUUCGUGGUGUACCUUGGGGAGAGAUUAAUAGAAUUGUUGAUCUCUAUCUAUCCGGUCUUCAAAUACAUGAACAUGCCGAUAAACAAACUCAAGAAUGCUCAGGUGGUACUAGAAGAAAACUCAGCUUUGCAAUGGCAAUGGUUGGAGGACCAAAGGUUGUUUUAAUGGAUGAGCCUAGUACGGGUAUGGAUCCUAGGUCAAAGAGAUUCCUAUGGGAUACCAUUCUUGCUAGUUUUCAGGGCGGUCGAGGAGCAAUUCUUACAACUCACUCAAUGGAAGAAGCAGAUGCAUUGUGUUCCAGAGUCGGUAUAAUGGUCAAAGGUGAACUGAGAUGUAUAGGUUCGACGCAACAUCUUAAAAAUCUUUACGGUGCUGGGUACACUUUAGAAAUGAAACUAUUGGGUGGCGAUUGCACCCCGACUACGCCUUCCAGUGAUAGAUUAUCUGCAUUAAAAGAAUUCGUUGCUGGUCUCUUUCCUGAUGCAACUGUAGAAGAAAGCUUUGCAGAUAGAUUGGUUUUCGCCGUUCCUCAACACGCAGUGAACUCGCUGGCCGAGUGCUUUAUGCAGUUGGAGAAGGCCAAGCAAGAGUUGGAUAUCGAAGAGUACAGUUUCAGUCAAACUACGCUGGAACAGGUGUUUCUUAAGUUCUCUCAUUACGAUGAGAGCAAUAGUGGUGAAUGACGAUCUAGAUAUUCAGUGUGUUAGUAUCCCAUUUUUAAUUAUGAACUUGCUAUACUUUCAAGAUUGCUCAAUAACGCGCGAGAGUAUUCAAAGUCAUUGUUUUUAUCUCUGCGAGUGAAGAAAACCGAAACGAAAAUGAUAUUAAAAAAGUCAUCUACGUUGUAAGAAAAAUAAUACCAUGACUGUCGGAUAAUGUUGCACUAAAAAUGCGAGUACGAGCGAUGUUAAAGAAAUCAAAAAAAUCAUUUUCUUUCCAUAAAAAAAAAGUUCAAAGUUUAAUCAUUUAAAAAAUUAGAAUAAUCGCGUCUAUCCUUUGUUAAUGUAUUAUUAUUAUUAUUAUUAUUAUUAAUUAUCUAAACAUUACACCACAAUGAUUCAUUAAAUGCACGACCUUUUUUCUCUAUGAGGAUUCAGUGACAUACAUUAAAAUGCUUUUAUCUAAUAGGAAGGGGGUUGUAUAUUGUCCCAAAUCUGCAAUUGAAUCUAGAUGAAACGCGUAUUCUUGUUAAAUAAAUCAUUCAAAGGAUAUUGUAUAUACAUUAUCUUGAAAUAUGCUUUUAUCAGUACUGUAAACCAUGUAACACAUAAUUGCACAAUUAAAGAAAAGCAACUAUUUAAUACGAAAUUUUCGCAGUCGUAAUAUAAGCUAACACACAUUAAAUACAUGCAUUCAUAAAAUAAAUACAUAAAUACAUUAAGCAAGUAUGGGUUCUAAUUUUAGGGCUUCCUGAAUAAAAGAUUUUUGUAAAAGCGAAUUCAUUUGAGAAUCUUAGAAUAUAAAAAGAAAAAUAAUAAACUAGUAAUUUUGGGAGGGGUUUUGGUAUCCAUGAUCUCGCCACCAUGACUGUAUGUCACUGUUAGGAUCGUAUAUCAACUGAUAUAAUACUGCGAAUACUGCGAGUAUAUACAACAAUUACUAUCAAUAUUAUAAUGAAAUCGUCUAUUUCUCGUGCUCGUAUUUUGGUGCAUCGCAAAUUAGACGUUUGCGUAAAAAAUACUUCUGUAUUAUCUGCGCAGAUAAGUAAUCGAGGAAUAAUUAAGUGUUAAUAAUUAGCAUCUUGUAAAUAUAGUCGCAAAAGGAUAGUGUUCGAGCGUCGAUUACAAAAAAAAAUAAGAAAAAAAGAGAAGUUCCGUUUUCAUUGAUAACACGAACAAAAAAUACCGAUUUAAUAAUCUAAAGUAUAAUCUAUACUGAUUUUAUCGUUUCGAUAUUAUUUCACGCUCUCAUUUUUUAAAUACCAAAAGAAAUACUCGCGCAGCGGUCUCGUAACAAUAUUGCAUUGGAAUUGGAUCCUGUAAUGUAUUUAAUGUUAGUCACAAAAAUAUGACGUAACGUUUAUGAUCAUUAACAGAGAGGUAACGCAGAUAUCUCUCUUCUGCGUGUAAUACAUACAUACACAUACACACACACACAUACAUUCAUACAUACACACAAAUUCAUACGUACUUACAUACAUACAAACGUAACUACAUAUAUAUCAAUUUAUUUAAUUUUAAUGCGACAAUUUGUUAUCCGCAAACGUAUGAGAAGAGCAUUUUACCCCGAUAUAGAAUCGAAUAAAUUUUAAUCGAUUUGAAUACGAUCGCGUAUUCGUAAAUAAUUCAAGAAAAAAUAAAUAAAUAAAUAAAAAUAAUAAAUAAAUAGUCGAGAAACAUCGACGAAAAACUUUUACGUAAUAUUAUCGAUUCAAGAGGAAUGGUGGCAUACAUGCAACAAAAAUAAUAGGAUCAUAGUAAUUAUGUAUCUAUUAACGUUUCUUCUCCGUCUGUCUUAUGGUCUUUUAUCAAGCUUUUUUUGGAUCACAAGUCAGAAGGAUAUGAUAGGUCGUUAUUUAUUGCCUCUUUAGGAUGUAAAACAAUGAUCAUGAUGAUAAUGAAGAUAAUGAUGAUGAAGAUGAAGAUGAUGAUGAAAAUGACGAAUUCAUGGAAAAAAAAAGAUUUUAUAAUUCCGUUUAGAUUCAUGAGACGUACAUAUAUAGAAAAGGAUCUCGCAUGAUCCAAUUGAGUUGAGAUAUCGAAACGAAUAGUUGGUUGAUUUUCGGUUGGCAAAAAUUUGAAUUAUUCUUGAGUACCGAUUAGAUCUAACAUUCGUUCAAUUAAGCAUGAAUGCUUUGAAAGUGUGAUCAACGUAUACUCUCGAAAAUUCAAUUUAUUGCUAUCCUUUUUAUCGCCUACGAAACGUUAUAAGGGUUGAUAAGAAAAUUGCUGCCGAUAAAAAUAAAUAUAUAUAAAUAUUUAUAUAUAUAUUAUAUAUAUAUGUGUGUUUAUGUAUAUACAAGGUGGUUCGCUAAAAUGACUGAUUCUUUUUCUUUCUUUAAAAAUAUCAUAGAUUGAUUCCGCGAUUCUUUUAUUAUAUGUAAAACAAGUGUCGCCUAGUUAUACGGAUCAAACAACGAACGUUAUUUGAAAGUGAGUUUAUCUAAUGAAAAAAUCCUUAUCAUUAUUUGUAUAAAAUUACACCUUGCGUCGUUAGAGAAAAUGUGAAAGGUUUAUAAUUAGUUCUUCAUCUCUGAUCCUUUCAUCUUUUGAAAAAUGAUGAAACGUUGUUCGUUGAUAGCAAGUGAACGGUCAGUGAACCAUCCUGUAUAUUCUCAAGGGCUCCUUAAUCGUAAUACUGGAUCCAAGAUCUAAUUACGAAGGUAAAGAGCAAAAUAAGAAAGGGGGAAUGUCUCAAAGAUAAGAGAGAAAGAAAAAAAAGAAGAAGAAAUAUAAGAAAAAGAAAAUUAGCCAAACGUUAGAAAAGAUAAUUACAUGCUCUUUUGAGGCUUUUGAGAAAAGAAAAAAGUUAAUAAAAAAUAAAAAUAUAAAAUAAAAUAAAGGAGAGCUCUCGUUUGCAGAAUCGCGCCCUAUGUCUCUCUUAGAUCUUAAUGGUGUUGCGAUCGCGACGGGAAAAAUUCGAACGCGAGUUUCGGGCGUCGUUCGGAGGACUGAAUGAAACAUUUUUGUAGAUGAUAUAAUAUAUAUAUAAAUAUAUACAUACAUAGCGUAGGUAGUUAAUAUUUGAAUCUCGUCAUAAAAAGAAGUAUCGAUUUUUGUAAAUAUGAACUCGUUAUAUAAGAGAGGGAGAAUUCUUAUUAUAAAUAUAUAUAUGAAAUAGAAACUGCGUGCGUAAAUUUACGUAAGUAAUUAUUACGUGCAUUUAUAAAAAGGGAUUGGUGUACGCACAAAUCUCGCUCUAGAAAAUACGAUAUUAACAUAAAAUUUAGUCAAUUAUGAAAUUACACGAUUGAAAGAAAGGGUAAAGGAAAGAAAGAAAAAAAAAAAAAAGAAGAAGAAACAGAACAGCAGACAAUUUUAUGAGAUUAUAUAUAAAUAUAUACCAUUUUUUAAAACCGUUGUCACCGAUUAAGGGAAUACGCGACGAUCUGUCUCGAGCAUUCCUGAUAAUUUAAAAUAAACAAAUAAACAACAAACGAACAAAAAAAGGGGAAAAAAUAAUAAUAAUUAAAAAAAAAUAGAAAAAGAAAUAAAUAAAAAAUAAGAACAAUAAGUUACUGCGUAAUCCGAUAGACAUGCAGCAGCAGCAGCAACAGCAACGGCAGCAGCAGCAGCAUAAUCGCGUUUGCGGUCAAAGUGCUUCAUUUUUUGACAAUUAUUUUGCGAAUCCUGUUGUCGGAUAUAUUUAGUAGCCGUGUGUAAAUACAUACAUACUUUACAUACAUACAUAAAAUACAUAAAUACAUACAUAGAUCUCUAAUGUAAUCGUCUGCACACGCUCGCGUAAAUGCGCGUUAAUUAAAAAAAAAACCCUCGCUUUUCUUAUUAUGGUCCGUUCGUUCUUACGUGGAUUGUCCCGAUCGAUCCGACUUAAACUUUAAUUAAUUAAUUCAUUAAUUAUACAACAAUGAAAAGACGAUGGUAGUUUUAUCGUAGACGAUAGUCAAAGAGAAAAAAAAAUAAUAAUUAUAAUAAUAAUAAUAAUAAUAAUAAUAAUAAUAAUAAUAAUAUUAAUAAUAAUAAUAAUAAUAAUAAUAAUAUCCAAGUUGGACGAUCGGUAAAUCGUCUUUCUCAUAGCAUUAUUUCGUUUUUUGGUAAGAAUAUUUCUUCUCGUGCAUGCACGUAUGUAAGCACCCACCCAUACACGCGCGACUGACAAGAUGGAUACACACAUACAUACUUACAUAUAUAUAUAAACAGACACACACAAUGAUCAUACAUACUUACAUAUACACCCCAUAAGAAGGAAAAUACAUUUCGUUCUUUACUCACACGUUUAAAUCGUGUAAUAUCUAUGAUAUUCAUUGAUACGUGCCGAACACUUAACACCCGUCAAAACCGUAAUUAACGUUACGGUAUUACAUAUUUGUUGUAUAAAGUGAAUGUAAUCAGUCGGUUAACGGAAGCUUUUUCACCAAUAAAAAUCAGUUAAACAUAA
Polistes canadensis is the source of this 11388-nucleotide messenger RNA. RefSeq names its product ABC transporter A family member 1-like. Gene Ontology annotation, molecular function: lipid carrier activity; ABC-type transporter activity; ATP binding. Gene Ontology annotation, cellular component: membrane; intracellular membrane-bounded organelle. The record is from RefSeq and is a predicted model, not a curated record. Gene Ontology annotation, biological process: lipid transport; transmembrane transport. Lineage: Eukaryota; Metazoa; Arthropoda; Insecta; Hymenoptera; Vespidae. Bases 1866 to 7013 code for a protein of 1715 amino acids. The transcript has 24 exons.